GAGAUGAACCUGAGGAAUUCUUUGUGCACUGAAACCUUGCGAUACGAUUUCUGUGCUGUGUGCAAAUCAAGGGAUUUUUUUAUUCAAAGUUUUUAAUCACAAUCACAUGAAUCAUGGCUUCUAAUUAUAUUUGUAAUUUGUGUAUGUUUUCUUUAGUCAUCAUUAAGUUUUGCCAAAGUCAAAACAAUGCACAUAGUGACGAGUUGCAUUCAUUAUCUUCGUCUAAUUACGAAUCUCUUAACGCACGUGAUUUUGUGACGUCUAAGUACAAUUCAACUGUACGAAAUAACAGUACAAAUUUUGGGGUUUACCUCAAAUUUUCGCAAGAUUUUUCAACGAACAAAAAUUCGAGAAGAGCCGAUACAAGCUCGGCAUGGAAAAGAAAGAGACAGACAACAGAUGAAGAAAAGAGCGUGGAAUAUUUAAACAAGAAAAGACGAGACAGUGAAAAAUUAAAGUUUUUUAAUUCAGCUCAUCAUCACACCGGCCGACUGAGGAAAAAGCGACCAAAAUUUUCUAAUCUACCUGGGGAAAUGGCUAACUUGUUACGGGAUGCUGUUAACCAUCAAAACUUUUCCCAAUCUGGUAUUUUUUUCGAAGUUCGUGCCAUCGAUAUGAAAAAUCUAACGAAAAAUCCACAACAUUUUUCCAGCAAUGUUACCAGAAACGAGGAUAAAUUAUGGGAGUCAGAAAAUAUGGAUCUAGAAAACGUUCUUUAUGGCUUACACAAAUCAUCCGAAAAUUUGUGGAGCCAAGAAAGUAAGACGCGAAGAAGGAAAAGAAGAACGCUCAUCCUGCCUUCGAACAGUCAUGACGAACUAAUCUUGCCAACGUGGGAAAUAAUUCAACGUAAUGGGUACCCACUGGAGCGUCACUCGGUGACGACGAGCGAUGGUUACAUCCUCGCCCUUCAACGCAUCCCGGGCCCACGACACUCUGCUGUGGGGACCCCGCUUAACAAGGCCCCUUAUGGGAGGGCUUCGACACGGCAGGUCCGGUCAGGGGUCCACCUACCGAGGGAGGAACUGCUGGGUGGUAACGGGCUAUGGGGACCCCCACAUCCAGAGGACAUCUUAGAGAAGCUGCCGCGUGGGCACAACCCUCAUGUGGUGUUGCUGGCGCACUGCGCUGCCUGCUCUUCAGCUGACUACGUCUUGGCGGGUCCCAAACACUCCUUAGCCUUCCAGUUGGCGGACGCAGGCUAUGACGUUUGGCUGGGAGACUUCAGAGGCAACACAUACAGCAGGAACCAUACAACACUCAACCCUGACACCGACCCCCAGUUCUGGUACUUCAGCCUGGACGAGAUCGCCGGAAUCGACGUACCGGCGAUGGUCAAUUACGUGCGGCUCAAAACUCAAGUGGAUAAAAUAUUUUUCAUUGGCCAUUCCCUCGGCACCUUGUCGUUCUACAUGUCGGCCUCUACUCCGAAAAGCGUGGUCGAUAAGAUCCGCCUGAUGGUCGGCAUGGGCCCUGUCGGCUUCAGAGACAACGUGCGUGGGCCUAUGGCGCUCGCCAUGCAAAUAACAGCCAUUUUCAGGGCCCAGCUGGAAAAGCUCGGCAUCAGGGAACUGAUGUCGAGAAGUGCAACUUUCAUCAGCGCCGUGCAGAAGUUCUGCUGCUUAGACUGCCUCUUCCACCAGCCAUGCGCCGCCAUAUUCACCGCCCUUGGGGGAGGAGUCAAUCAGGGAUAUUACGACCCAAAUCGGCUGCAUUUGUACAUGGGACACUUGCCAUUCGGCGGCAUCUCCACCCGCGUCCUCGCCCACAUCGGCCAGCUCAUCACUUCUGGAAUUGCCGUGAUUACGUCCUGCGGGUACCGGGUCCAACUGACCUGCAUGCGUGCGCCUGGUCCAACUGACCUGCGUGCGCCGGGACCAACUGACCUGCGGAUGCAGGGACCAACUGACCUGCGGGCGCCUGGAUCAACUGACCUGCGGAUGCCGGGACCAACUGACCUGCGGGCGCCUGGACCAACUGACCUGCGUGCGCCGGGACCAACUGACCUGCGAGCGCCGGGACCAACUGACCUGCGAGCGCCGGGACCAACUAACCUGCGGGUGCCUGGACCAACUGACCUGCGUACGCCGGGACCAACUGACCUGCGGGCGCCGGGACCAACUGACCCGCGUGCGCCGGGACCAACUGACCUGCGGGCGCCGGGACCAACUGACCUGCGUGCGCCGGGACCAACUGACCUGCGGGCGCCGGGACCAACUGACCUGCGGGCGCCGGGACCAACUGACCUGCAUGUGUAUAAGAGACAGACCUGA
This is a messenger RNA of Hyalella azteca, 2273 nucleotides long. RefSeq lists its product as uncharacterized. The transcript is spliced from 9 exons. NCBI's taxonomy places the organism in Eukaryota, Metazoa, Arthropoda, Malacostraca, Amphipoda, Hyalellidae. The coding region runs from base 114 to 2273 and encodes 719 amino acids. The record is from RefSeq and is a predicted model, not a curated record. Gene Ontology annotation, biological process: lipid metabolic process.